AUGAAUCACAGAAAUGAAUGGAUCAUUAUCGGUAUAUCAGGCGUUACCUGCGGUGGCAAAACAUCUCUAGCGAAUCAGUUGAAUAUGAAACUAUCACCGGUAUACACAUUCCACCAAGAUAAAUACUUCUACCCUGACGACAGCCCACAUCAUAUCAAGUGUGAGAACUUAGAUCACAACAACUAUGAUAUUCUGUCAGCUCUGGAUAUGGAGACUAUGUACAAAGACAUAUGUGCGACCAUAGAGGGGACCGAUAAGUCUCAUUACUCGAGUACCCACGAUGGAGAGCACAUAUUCAAGAUACCAAACAAGAAGUUCUUGGUUAUCGAAGGGUUCACAGUUUUGAAUUAUGAACCUAUUAUGAAGUUGUGUAACCUGAGCUACUACUUCGUGCUGGAGUACGGCGAGUGCUUUGCGCGGCGCUGCCUGCGCGUGUACGAGCCGCCCGACGUGCCCGGCUACUUCGAGCUGUGCGUGUGGCCCGAGCACCUCCGGUACCGCCAGGCGAUAGAGAAAAACCCCCGUGUAACGAUCCUGGACGGCAAAACCCCAAAUUCUCUCGACAUAGUCAUGGACAACCUCAAAACAAUAAUGGAACAGAAAACUUAA
Molecule: messenger RNA, 609 nt
Organism: Arctia plantaginis
Lineage: Eukaryota; Metazoa; Arthropoda; Insecta; Lepidoptera; Erebidae
Source: the annotation of a GenBank genome assembly